This is a messenger RNA of Neurospora tetrasperma FGSC 2508, 3918 nucleotides long. RefSeq lists its product as uncharacterized. The record is from RefSeq and is a predicted model, not a curated record. NCBI's taxonomy places the organism in Eukaryota, Fungi, Ascomycota, Sordariomycetes, Sordariales, Sordariaceae. Gene Ontology annotation, cellular component: nucleus. Gene Ontology annotation, molecular function: single-stranded DNA binding; DNA endonuclease activity. Gene Ontology annotation, biological process: nucleotide-excision repair. The transcript has a single exon. Bases 1 to 3810 code for a protein of 1269 amino acids.
AUGGGUGUGAACGGCCUCUGGACCGUCCUCCAACCCUGUGCCCGCCCAACCAACCUCUCCACCCUCAACCGCAAACGCCUCGCCAUCGACGCCUCCAUCUGGAUCUACCAAUUCCUCAAAGCCGUCCGCGACAAAGAAGGCAACGCCCUUCGCAACAGUCAUGUUGUCGGCUUCUUCCGUCGAAUAUGCAAACUACUCUGGUACGGCAUCAAGCCCGUCUUCGUCUUCGACGGCGGCGCUCCCGCUCUCAAGCGCGCCACCAUCCAGGCUCGCCGGCGAAGACGAGAGGGUAGACGCGAUGACGCCACGCGAACAGCAGGAAAACUACUAGCAGUACAAAUGCAUCGGAUGGCAGAGGAAGAAGAGGAACGGAGGCGCAAAAGGGCUGAGGCGCGAGAAGGCAAGAAGACGGCAGCAGCAGCGGCAGCAGCAGCAGAAGAAGAGGAACAGGAAGUCCUGCCGGACAUGGACAAAGUCGUCUACGCCGACGAACUAGGCAUGUCAAUACAAGAACGCCAAAAGUCUCGACGCUUCCACAAACAGGACGCCUACCACCUUCCUGACCUCGACGGCGGCAUCGAUGCCAUGGGCAAGCCGGAUGACCCGCGCAUCAUGUCUGUCGAAGAGCUGGAAGAGUACGCUAGGCAGUUUGAGAACGGGGAGGAUAUCAACUUGUACGAUUUCAGCAAGAUCGACUUUGAUGGCGAGUUCUUCAAGUCUUUGCCGCCGGCUGAUCGGUACAACAUCUUGAAUGCGGCGAGGUUGCGGAGCAGAUUGAGAAUGGGGUUGAGUAAAGAGCAGCUGGACGUCAUGUUCCCUAACCGAAUGGAUUUCAGUCGGUUUCAGAUUGAGAGAGUCAAGGAAAGGAAUCACUUGACGCAAAGGUUGAUGUACGAGAUGGGCAUGACGGGCCUGGACCUGACGCUGGCGGUGAAUGCCACAAGGGUGGCGGGCGAUCAGAAUAGGGAAUAUAUCCUGGUCAAGAACGAGGGUGCCGAAGGCGGGUAUGCGUUGGGUGUGGUGAGUAAGGAGAAGGAUAAAGGACAGAUGACGAAUCCGAUUGAUGUGGAUGAACUAGAGUUUCAGUUUCAGGGCAAGGGAGAGGAAGAGGAGGAUUCGGAAGAGGAUGUCGACUUUGAGGAUGUGCCGAUCGAAGGGUUGAAUCGGUUGCCCAAGCUGAGUAGGGCUGCCGGUUACAGGGCGAGGGGGAUUGCGAACACGAGGAGGCAGUUCUAUGAGUCGAGACGGAGUGAAGAGGCGGAGGAUGAGGACGAAGAUGACGAGGCUUUGUUCGUGGACAACAGACAAGAUGCCGUCUAUGGAGAGGAGGAUGCGAUGCAAGAAGCUGAUGAGGAGGAAGACCUCAACAAGGCUAUUGCCAUGUCUCUUCAGAAUCAGCAUGGUAUUGGUAUGCAGCCAGAAGAGAAGGAGGAUGAGGAUAUGGAGUUUGAAGAUGUUACUCCCCCAGAGUGGACGCAGAAAGCGGUGGAAGCGCCCAAGCCCAUUGUUAGCACCAGUGGUCGCAUGGUUGCACACAUUGUCAACAACAGGGCGAGUGCCGCCGUCCCAAGACGAAGGGAGAGUACCGACAGCAGUGACAGCGAGGGAGAUAUCCGAGCAGCCAUGGCCGCCGCUAGGAGGAAGCAAGCAAAGGUUCCCGCGCCAAGGCCAGUGGUCGAAAACCGUCCUGCCCCUGCCAACACUCCCUUCAAAGGUCCACUUCCAUUUGAAAAGCUGAACUGGAAGCAACUGCUCGGGGGCAACCGACCGAAAGCACAACCUCAGAAGGAGAAGGUGUCUGAACCGCCCAAGCCAGUUGAAACUGGUGAGAUGGAACCUCAGUCUGAUGACGAUGCUGGCGGUUUUGAGAAAGAGCCGAAGGAUGCUCCUCGUCCAUUACCGCCAUGGCUAGCGAAUAACGACGAAGACAUUCGCGACACUGUACGGAAGCAGCGAGAACAGGACAGGCAGAUGGCUGAGGAGGAUGAAGACUUGGCUCGAGAAGAGCAGGCCAGAAUUCGAAAGCAACGAGAGGAUGAAAUCCUGAUGAUUGAGUCAUCCGAUGAAAGUGAUGGUGAUCUGGAGAUUCUCGAUGCUCCUCCAUCGCCCAAGAAGCCCACUCAGAUGCCGGGGACUAGCUUGUCUUCUUUGGACGACGAAGUCUCGCAAGAACCAGUUGAGACCAGCCGUCGAUCACCCUCCCCUAAUGAGGAAGAAGGUGACGACAUUGUGUUUGAAGACGUAACCCUUCCAUCUCAAACCAUGACUCUUUCCUUCGGUCCACCUGCCACCCAAGCUGAAGAAGACGCCCAAAUCGAAGCCGACCUCUUCAAAGACGUCCUUCCUCCACCUGCCCAACAGGAACGAGUUGAAGGUUUGGCGGCGGUUCCAGACGAUACCACCACUGACAUCGUCCCCGACCCAGACGCCCCCGCCCUUUCCGAAUUCGAAGACGACUUCAGCGACCCCGAAGAACAAGAACUCCUUGCUUCCCUCGCCCAAGAAGCCGAAGAACACGCCCGCUUCGCCACCCAACUCAACCACAAGACCUUUCAAGAAAACCAAGCCGCCUACGAACAAGAGCUCAAAGCCCUGCGCACCCAACAACGCAAAGACCGCCGCGACGCCGACGAAGUCACCCAAAUCAUGAUCACCGAAUGCCAAGCCCUCCUCCGCUUCUUCGGCAUUCCCUACAUCACCGCCCCCAUGGAAGCCGAAGCCCAAUGCGCCGAGCUGGUCCGCCUCGGUCUCGUAGACGGCAUCGUCACCGACGACUCGGACACUUUUCUCUUCGGCGGCACCCGCGUCUACAAAAACAUGUUCAACGGGAACAAAUUCGUCGAAUGCUAUUUAUCCUCCGACAUUGAGCGUGACCUUUCUCUGUCGCGCGACCAACUCAUUGCCCUCGCCCAACUCCUAGGGUCAGACUACACCGAAGGUUUAUCGGGCGUCGGCCCCGUAACAGCCGUGGAAAUCCUCUCGGAAUUCCCCCCUGAACCUACACCCAUCUCGUCCCUCACGACCUUCAAAGAAUGGUGGACCAAAAUCCAAUCGUCCCCUCAACCAGACCCUGCGUUACUCUCCACUCCGUUUAGGCGCAAGUUCCGAAAAGCCCAAGCUACGAAACUUUUUUUGCCCGUCGGGUUCCCUAACCCGGCUGUCUUUGAUGCGUAUCUCCAUCCAGAAGUCGAUUCGACCCCGGAGCCAUUCCAAUGGGGCGUCCCGGACCUCGAGGGGCUCAGACAGUAUCUGAUGCAGACGAUUGGAUGGAGUCAGGAGAGGACGGAUGAGGUGUUGGUUCCUGUGAUUAGGGAUUUGAAUAAGCGGGAGAGGGAGGGGACGCAGAGUAAUAUUACGAGGUUUUUUGAGGGCGGGGUGGGGUCGGGGACUGUGAGGAAUUUGGGUGGUGGAGGAGAGGAGGCAUUUGCGCCGAGGAGAAAUGAAGUCAAGGGAAGUAAGAGAAUGGUGGAGGCGGUGGGGAGGUUGAAGGCUAGGAAUAAUAAGGGGAGUGGAGGAGGGGGACUGAGUUUGGCGUUGCCGGUUAUGGCGAUGGGGCCGUUGAAUGGGGAGGAAGAGGAGGGUGGUAAUAAGAAGAGGAAGAGGGGGAAGGGGAAGGGGAAGGGGAAGAAGGCUGCUGCUGUGGAGGAAGAAGAAGAAGAACAAGAGGAUGUGGAUGGUGAGAAGGAGGAUGAUGGGCCAGAGGGAGAUGAGGAUGAUGACGAUGUUGUUGGUUCGAGCUCGAAGUUGAAGAGGGGUGCGGCCGGAGGAAGAGGAAGGGGAAGGGGAAGGGGGAAGAGAGCGAGGGCGUAGGUGCCGUGCUGUAAGUGCAGAGAUACCCAACCAAUUUUGGAUCUUGUUGACAUCUGUAUUUAUGUAGAGGUAUUGUUUGCUCAUGCGAGUCUGUGUCAUUCUUUAUCU